ACUCACCCAUGGGUGCUGCCUCCAGGACAGGGCUCCUCGGAGGGUGGACGCUGCUGCUCUGCGUGGCCUCACUCCAGGACAGCCAUGUGUGUGGGGAGGUGCAGCCGCAUCGUGGGGCCCUGCCUGCUGGUGCUGGGCACGUUCUCCAUGGCAGCCAGCAUCCUCCUGCUCUUCCCUGGUGGAACAUCCAAGUACCUGCUGGAGGGGCACAUCAGCAGCCACGCCAAGGCCGUGCCGGGCGUCUGGGGCGGCGGCAUCGCCGUGCUGCUGGCAGCGACCCACGUCACGGCGCUGGGGUGGCAGUGCUCCGGCUGCUCCGGCUGCGGCACCCGCCAAAACGCCUUCGUCUCCGUGGUGCUCUCCAAGGUGGCGCUGGUGGGCGCCGCCGCCUGCUUUGUGCUGUCCGGGGUGGGGCUGACCAAUGGCCCCCUGUGCCUCUACAACGCCACCGAGCUCAGCCCCGGGCGCGGGGCCCUCUGGGGCUACCCCUUCCUGGAUGCCAUCGGCCAGGGGCCUGACGCCAGGGCUGAGAACUACCUGUACAACCGGAGAGCCUGGAGCGUCUGCCUGGAGCCCCAGGGCAUCGUGGCCUGGCACGUGGUGCUCUUCUCCCUCCUGCUGCUCCUCAGCGUGGCCGAGAUGGUGCUGGCCCUGCUCCAGAUCCUCAACGGCUGCCUGGGCUGCCUCUGCGGCCUCUGCCAGGGGAAGUAGGGGAGGCUCCCAGGAGGCUCCCAGGAGGUGUCACCCCGGCUGUCACUUGGCUGCUGGCACACAGCAUGGAGAGGGCACAGCAGGAGCAGUGCCACCAGCCCAGUGCAAGAGACCUGUGGG
Messenger RNA from Prinia subflava (tawny-flanked prinia), 831 nucleotides. RefSeq names its product transmembrane 4 L six family member 19 (gene TM4SF19). The transcript has 5 exons. Gene Ontology annotation, cellular component: membrane. The record is from RefSeq and is a predicted model, not a curated record. The coding region runs from base 85 to 711 and encodes 208 amino acids. NCBI's taxonomy places the organism in Eukaryota, Metazoa, Chordata, Aves, Passeriformes, Cisticolidae.